UUUGAUGCCUCUCCUCCAAUUACGAUGCUCGUUUGUUUUUUAUUGCAGCAGCUGCUGAGAACACGACGGGGGACUCUUGAGAUUCGGCGAUCGAUCUGCACUUUUGCUCCUUUUUCGGCACUUUUGAUCCCAAACAGGGGAGAAAUCGGUGAAAUUCGCAACGAUUUCCGCACCUACGUAGCGUAAAUCUGACAACUAAGCCUCUGUCUGGGACCUGCCACGCCCACCAACAUGGCAUUCGAUCCGGGCGACGCGGUUUCUCGCUCGCUGAAAAUGAUGGAUAACUUUUACAUUGCGAUGAUGCAGAAUAACAUAUUGAAAAUCCAGACGUUCCAUUUUGAAUGUUUCCCUGCGAUUUCUGAAGAGUCUUACUUGAAGUUUUGUGACCACUUGAAUGCUCUUGCUUUUGAAGCUCAGCAAAUUAGAGAUUGCAUCUUUAGCAUUUCAAAAGUAGACGCUUGCUGCCAAACAGAAAAUACCGUCAAUACCAUGUCAAAUUAUACUCGAAAGAUUCUCUCUGCACCACCACUUAAAAUAAACCCGACAAUCAAACCAGAAACGCCCGUGGUGAUUUCUGAAGACGAGGAGCCACUCGGCACCAAAAGGUCGCCAAACAAAAGGGACGUUUUGACUUGCGACUAUUGCGAACUCAAAUUCAACUCGCUGGAGAAAAUGCAGCAGCACGUCAACUUUUCUCACUCGGAAGAUUUUGUAUCAAUUUUUUACCCAUGUCAGAGCUGCAGUUUGAUUUUCCUGUCGCUCGAAGAACUGCAUGAGCACUCUUUGUGCGUCCACGAUGCUUCCGAAGACAGGCAGGACGCCGAGGUGCAGGUGUGUCCGUACUGCAGCGAGGUCAAAUCGACCUGGUUGGAAUUCACCACUCAUCUCGAGCAGCAGCACCAAAUUUUGGUCUGCAAAACGUGCCACAUGUUUUUCACCGAUCUGAACUCUCUAAAGGAACACGUUCAGAAAUCGCACAUGUCCGGCAUAACGAAGGAAAAGUUGAGAGAAAUGAGCGUGCGUAUCGUGGAGCCCAAACCUGUGAACAAGGUGCCGGUAAACAAAAGACCCUUCGAUGAUAUUUCAACCGUCAGAAAGAGGGGCAGACCAAGAGGAUCGGCCUUGCUGGCAAAAUUGGAAAAUUCUGAGUUGGUGAAAUGCCACUUCUGCAGCGCCAGGUUCAACAGUGAGGAGAGCCUGCGGAAGCACAUAGUCUACAAACACGACACAGGGGAAUUGGAGUGCGCCGAGUGCAAACUCAAAUUCAAGAGAAUUUCGGCUUUCGAGAACCACAUGCGCCUGUUUCACGACAACGUCAGAGAAGUCAAAUCUGCUUUUGCAAAGACUCCGACAGAGGCCAAGCAGAGCAGCCAAAAUAAAGUGCUUGUGAAGAAGGAAGAGAACAAAAAGCAGCAACUCGGCUCUGUUUCAACACCCAAAAGCCAGGCAAAACCGAGUUGCGAAAUCUGCGGGGAAAUGUGCAGCCGUGUCGAGGACCAAGGAAUUCACAAAGACUUCCACACCACUUUAGUACCUGAUAAAUUUUUGUGCCUUUUCUGCAAAGAACCAGCGAUGUCCCAUAAAGAACUGAAAACACAUAUCAUGUCUGAGCAUCGAUAUCGCUGCCCGUUUUGUGCGCUCACUUUUUGGUGGAAAGCAAAUCUAGAAGGUCACUUGAAACAACUGCACCGGGCAAAAACCUGCUGCAUUAUGUGUGGCAUUAAUUUAGAGGGCGAUGAACUCAGGCAGCACAUCAUGGUCAACCACACCGCUAAAAAGUUUUACUUAUGCAAAAUUUGUGAUUCGGAACACACCACGAUCAAGGGCAUGCGAGAGCAUGAAUUAGACCACGCCAAAGACCCUCUGCGCCCACCUACGUGCGAUUUUUGUGGUGCAUAUUUUGGAACAAAAACAAGUCUACGAGGCCACAUUUUGCGCCACAUGUUUGGCUCUUUUAGUUGUUCUCUGUGUGGGUCUCAGUGCCAAACAGAAGAUGAACUCAAGGAGCACAUGGGCGACCACCAAAAAAGUCAAUUUGCGUGCAUGUGUGGUGAAUAUUUUCAGACUAAGAUGGAUUUGCAGACUCACAAAAAGAUCACUCCUUGCAAACCGUUCUUCAAUCAACCAAUUCAUCGCGCAGACCUAUUUGUCGAAGUGUGUAUCGAAGAAACUGAGCAGAUCUUUUUAGACACUCCACCGACAAUUUUGAAAGUGGAAACAGAAGACGAGCAAUCGGAGGACAUUUAUCACAUUAACAUUGCUGAGACUCCGGCAAGCAUUUCUAAAAACUUCCUUGGGUCACUUGCUACGGUAAACAAGGCCAAUCAAAUUGUGCUGCCGAGGCAACCAAUUUUGAUUCUCAACGCUGCUGAAGGCGCUGAGGCGACGCUUAUUGAAAACAAAGCACCGGGAAUCAUGUCCUGGGUUGACAAUUCGGAAGGUGCAAGUGCAAAUGGUUGAAUAACGUCAUGUAAAUUUACAAAAUUAAGAGAAAUGUGAUACUAUUUUUACAUUUUACUGGCGAAGAGUUUUAAUAAAAAGAGUUUGUUAUAA
Messenger RNA from Neocloeon triangulifer, 2553 nucleotides. Its product is annotated as PR domain zinc finger protein 5-like. The record is from RefSeq and is a predicted model, not a curated record. The transcript has 7 exons. Bases 232 to 2460 code for a protein of 742 amino acids. Lineage: Eukaryota; Metazoa; Arthropoda; Insecta; Ephemeroptera; Baetidae.